Messenger RNA from Seriola dumerili (greater amberjack), 5868 nucleotides. RefSeq names its product PEAK1 related, kinase-activating pseudokinase 1 (gene prag1). Gene Ontology annotation, molecular function: protein kinase activity; ATP binding. The transcript has 6 exons. The record is from RefSeq and is a predicted model, not a curated record. Lineage: Eukaryota; Metazoa; Chordata; Actinopteri; Carangiformes; Carangidae. Bases 311 to 4297 code for a protein of 1328 amino acids. Gene Ontology annotation, biological process: protein phosphorylation.
AGAGGCGGCGGUAACGUGCCCGGCUGAAGCCGAAACCAGCAGCCUGCAGCAGCAGCUCACACACACACACAGACACACUCGUCUCCUGGGCCAUUAACCUGUCGCAUGUGGGAUACGUGAAGACAUAAAAGCUGGAUAUCGGCUCCUGUGGGAACCCGAAGAGCAGUUACGAUACAGUUGUUUAUUUUUUUUUUGGAGACCUUUUGUGUUGCCAGGGAAGAGAAAGUCCGAGCAGCCAUGACAGUUCAUCCCAUAUCUCCCAGAUCCUCCCACAGCCACCUCUGACAACACCCGAUUUAGUAAACCAAAGAUGUCAGCGUGCAGCGACUUUGCAGAACACGUGUGGAAACCCGGCUCUUGUAAGAACUGCUUCCACCCGCUUAGUGCACACAAGACUGUCGGCGGACUGGAUGGCAGCGUGCCAGCCGCUUGUUUGAAGAGCAGCCCGGGAGGCGAUGAAGAAGCUGGAGUAACAGCACCUUCACCCUACAGCAAGCCAACCAUCGCUGUCAAACCCACUAUGAUGAGCCUUGACACCAACGAGUCGACUGAUGUCAACAUGAACAUAGAGCAGGAGAACACAAAGAGCCCGGUUGAGCGUUUGGGCGUGAAGAAGCUGUUGGACCUGUCAUCUCUUUAUAUUGAUAGUAAUGGCUGUCACAAGAUCAUUGGCAGUAUCUUUGUCACCCAGGAGGAGGGUAGAGGUUCUCAGAGUUUAAAGAAGAACGCCAAUGGAGACACCCGAAGGCAGCAGAUUAGUACGGCCGCUAUUACAACCAAGAGCACUUAUAACGGAAGCGGUUUGACUACCAAGACAAAUUAUCAGGAAGCCCAUCAGGCAUCUGUGGAGAUACCUUCAUCAGUGGAUAUUGUGUCUUCCAGUCCAGUUCAUAGCAAUGGUACAAGCAGUGUUAGUACUGCUACUGUUACCACUAAGACCUCCAGCACUUCUACCACUUUCCCCACCACAACUUUAAGUGUGGACACCACUAGACACAGUCCCCCACCAGCCCUCCGCUCUGUUCCCGUCCUGUCAAAACAGACCAGCACAUCAGACUCCUCUUGUUCUUAUCGUAGCAGUACAGACUCACUUCCUGGGGCAGAUGGAUUGGGAGGAAGACAAGUCAGGUCAGGCAGCCCCCAAAGUUCACCAGCCAUGGGUAGCCCUCAGUCAGCUCCCCACUCUCCCAAUGGACAGCCAAGCUCAGAACCCAUUUAUGCAGAGAGCACCAAGAAAAAGCGCAAGCCACAAGGAAAUGAAGUGCAGUCCCAUCCUGAGUCCCCAAACCAGAGUAAGAACUCGUCCUGCUCUGAGCCUGAGCUUUCAGGAGACAGUCAACGGGCCACCAUCACUGUAAUGGCCGCUCACACAGAGGAGAACAACAGGACUUUCUACCUGAGCAGCCCAGAUUCAGCUGUCAGCACCCAGUGCCAUUUCAGCCCCACGGCACGUAAAGACCCCAGCAGCCCAGCCUUCCGCUGGCCCAGCCCCAGCCACAGCGCACCCUCUCUGACCACAGAAGCCAGCCUCAACCCUACUCUCCACCCCAAGCCUCAGUCUAGCCCACCCAUUCCCCCAAAGAGGAACACACGCUCCCCCAAACUGGGCACCUCUAGCCUCUCACCAUCCAUGUCUUCUCCAGUCCCUCUUCCCGAACUCCCCAGACUGGGCACCUCAAGCCUCUCACCAUCCAUCUCAUCUCCCGUCCCUUUCCCUGAACUCCCCAUGCUUUUCCUCGUCUCUGCUAGAGAGGGCCACUUCAAGGUCCAUACAGAGCCCCACAGUGCAGCAUCCGAACGCUGGCACAAGCCCCACCACCACAGUUCUGGCUGGAACUGCUGCAUUGAGGAAGAAGAGGAGGACGAGGACAGAGAGCGGAAAGAGGGGGAGAAGAAGAAGCUGUCCACCAACCCGGGGACAACCUCUCGGGUGACAGGCCUGGUCAAUGGUGCCGCUGUCUGGAAGGAGGCCAGGGACUGGAAGGCCCACAGCAGCCCCCCUCCGAUGACAGAGCCAGGCACGGCCCCCCCGGCUGCCCCCAACAAUGGUGCCUGUCAGGGGGAGACUGAGGGCACCGGUGCAGAGGAGGAGGGCAAGCAUAACGGGAGCAUGCCGGCCAAGCAAACGUUGCAUGGCGGCUCAUCAGAGCUGCUGGCAGCAGGGAAGGGAACUGCCAACAAUGAGCCCAAUCCACCACCUCCCCCACCUAAGAAACUGCACAGAGUGUCGAGUAAGGUGAGUGGCAGCAACAUGGAGCUGGACCGCUGCAGCCAACAAGGGUCAGCAGAGAGUACCACUUCGUCUCCAUGGGGCCUGAGCAGUUCCAGCCUCCCCACAGCCUCCACUGACAACCUGACUGCUGACACCGAUUCUCGGGAUGCUACACGGAUGUCUUGUUCCUCUCCAUUUCCCAGAAGUCCAGUGGUCUCAGCUCCAGGAUCUCCUCACCCACCCUCCUUCAACAGCCUAAGUAACCAGCCGCCGCCACUCCCUGAGAAAAAAAUGGUCAACCGCACCGUGUCGGCUCCCGAUAGCACCAAUGGGAAACCCUUUGUCCGAGCCUACCCACGCCUCCCGUUCACUGGCUCAGAGAGCAAUGUCUGUCGACCUGCUGACAUCACCUCCCGGUCCAGUUUACCGUCCAGCCCCGUUGACCCACGGCCCAUUUUCUCCUCCAGUGAUUCCCUGGAGCGUUGUCAUGCCCCGCUAGGCCGACCCUCGAGGUCCCGGACAUUGGAUGAGCCGCUGAAGACUCACGGGCGUCUGGGUGUGCACUGUCGAGGCAGCAUCACCUGCUCCUCUUCUCCUCAGCUCAGUGCGCCCUUCUCCGCCUCAGAACCAGGCCCGGCACCUAAUUUGGGCUCUAGCCUGCAGCUCCAAACCCUCCUGAGUAACAUUGACAGUAGAGAGGGUGUGUACUCCAAACUGGGAGGCCUCUAUGCAGAGUCCCUACGACGCUUGGCUCUAAAAUGUGAGGAUCACUUCACCCGCUCCCAGAAGAAUCCACUGAGGUUUGAGGAGAGCAACUGGUCUCUGUUCAGGCUCACAUCUAACAAGCCCAGCUGCAACGCAGGAGAUGCUGUGUACUACUCUGCUGCCUGUGCCUCCGACCCCAGCAACUCCUACGCUGUCAAGAUCUGUAAGAGUCCAUCCAUGGAGUCCAAACAGGGCCAUCUCUACGGUCUGUCAGUGCAGCAGAGCAUGCCUCCCCACUUCAACCUCCAGCAGGACUGUGGACACUUUCUCGCCUGUGUCCCCCAGAGCAUGUUGCCUUCUGAUGAAGUCUCUCUGCGCACCGCACCUGCUACAUCGCCGUCUCAGCCCUCCAAGUCUGCACCGGGCCAACAGGUAGACCGAGAGCGAGUGGUGGUCAUCACCCCUGAGAUCCCCCAGCAGACAGCAGCUGACUUUGUUCGAGAGUGGGAGGCGUUCCAUAAAACUCAGCCAGAGGUAUACGAGCGCCGCGUUUGCUUCCUCCUCCUGCAGCUGUGCAACGGCCUGGAGCACUUGAAGGAGCAUGGAGUCACGCACCGCGACCUCUGCCUAGAAAACUUGUUGUUGGUGCCUCAUCACCGCAGGUCCUCCCAGUUCCCCCAACAGACCAACAGUGAGAACUGCACCAGUAAUGGUUCAAGCGGUGCAGACAAUCAGCGCCACCUUCCCCGGCUCCUCAUCAGCAACUUUGCCAAGUCCAAACGUCGCUCCUCCGAGGAUGCGGCCUCGACCAACGUGGACCCUCGCACCAAACGUGACCACGCAAGGCUGGCACCUGAAAUUGUCUCAGCAGCCCAGUACCGCAAAUUUGACGAGUUCCAGACGGGCAUCUUGAUCUAUGAGCUCCUCCACCAAUCCAACCCAUUUGAGGUGAGUCCAGCACUUAAGGAACAAGACUACCGGUGUGAGGAACUGCCCCCCAUCCCCUCUGUCUCCCUUUACUCAGCCGGCCUCCAGAGGCUGGCGCAGCUCCUGCUCCAACCCGACCCCAUCAAACGAAUCCAUAUCCAGGAGGCCAAACGCAUAUUGCAGAGCCUGCUCUGGGGCCCCAGGAAGGACCUGAUGGAGCAGCAGUUGGAGAGACACGGACACGGAGGAAGCUUCAUUGACGGAUCCCGACACGAGGGUCUCCUCAACUGGCUGGAUGUGAAACGAGCCCUGCUGAUGAUGAAGUUCGCUGAGCGUUCACUGGAGCCAGAGAGGAACGCGGAGCUGGAGGACUGGUUGUGCUGUCAGUACUUUUCCUCGGCUCACCCUUUGUCUCUCUGCCAUACUGCUGAACUGCUGUACUCACUAAAGUAAUGGCUCACUUUAGGGUUAAAAGUGUGUGUAAGUGGAGCCAAAGCAAUGUGUGAAUUUGUGAAUGUGUGUAUGAGGAAAGACCAAUAAGUUUAAAGUUAAUGUCCAGACACUAUGGAUGGGUCCAGACAGUGUGAUCCUUUGGAGAUACUGUGAAACCUGCCCACCUGUUUGCGCUACUGCUACAUGCAUGAGAGCCAUGCAUCAACCUAGCCGUCCACUCUGAACCUUUUACACCAACAGUAUCCCGCCACAGACUGUUGUCAGCCUAACGAAGAAAUGACUUGAAAACUUGGGCAUACAGUGACAGACAUAUUGACAAAAUCACUAAAACAUUCACAGCCUUGUGCUGAUAAAUCCAUCAGUUAAAAAAAAAAAAAAAAAGACGGAUAUAGACAGUAUUCAUAAUUCUAUAAUACACUUACCAAAGUUUCAUGUUUGACACUGUAUUUUGUGUAUUUAUUAAAUAUCAAUUGAGACAUUUUACCACUGAGAACAGGAUAAUAAUAAUGUCAGCCAGCUUUGCGAAGUAAUGCUGUGUCUAGUUUGAAUGUGCAGCUAACUUUUAUUUUGCCUGAUAUUUUAAUAAAACUAUGAGGUCAGUAGCAAACGUACAGUUUUGCACCUUCUCCGUCAUAUGUUUAUUCAUGGGCACACAGUGCUGUACUGUGUUAACAACACAAACUUGUCUUUAACCACAUCCAUAGAAGGAUGCCCAUUCCUCUUUGGAUACUGGUUUUACUAGUUGGACUGAUGGACGCAGCCUCCCCUAAAUGUGUGUUAUCACAGGCCUUGUUAGGCAGCACUGCAUAAUGAAUAGACUCGGUAUAAAUUAAUGAUAAUCCAUACUGUCUAACACAACUCAACAUAAAUCGGAUUGACAAAACAAUUUUCAACGUUAGCGAUUUCUUCCACUGAAUGGACGAUGCCCAGUUCUUCCCUAUACUUACUUUUUAGUAUAUAUUUAAAUGUUUUAACAUUUGUCACAGUGCCUUUUGUUCUUUGUAUAUGUUACAGUGACUCGGAAGCCAAAUGUAAAUAUUUCUGAUCAUUUGUCCUUUGUGAAACUGGCCUUUCACAGAAUGUUCUAGAAACGACUUUGUACAGUUAUUUGUAGAUGAUAUUAGAAAAAAAUGAGCCCAAGCAGGUCUUAAAAAGCCAUGAAUAUGAGCAGCAGUUAAAAAAUAUUUAUGAUAUAAUUUGUUAUCCUGUAGUAGUCACUGGAAUUUCUGUGUUUAUUUUAAUAUGUGGAUUAUCAAAUUAUGUUGGGUUUUUUUGGCACAGCAGCAGCUGGGCCUGUCUUGUUUUUUUUCUCCUAUGUUCUGCGUAGGCUGCAGAGGAUGCUUCAAGUUAUGAACUUUUUAUCUCCAACAAAGAAUUUUUCCUAAUAAAGUCCAGAGAAGAGAAUUAAACCACCUGCAUGCAGGUUUUUGUCCAUGACAGAUGUUUCUAAUGUUGAAGAGGAAAAAACAUGGUCUGAUCUCACCGCUAAUACAUUAUUGAUUUGAAUUAUUUUGUGUGUGCCUCACUUAUUUGCAUCUAUCAAUAAACUGUGCAUAUAUUUUCUCACAGUA